GGAUAUAGUGAACCAUCUCCCCCCUGUUAUGAAUACAGACAGAGUGAAUCCUCCCUCCCUCCCUCGCUCAACCUCGUAUCCCACUCUCAACCACGUGGAUAAACAGACCGAACAGCAGAUUCUAGGAGACAACUCUAAACAAGACCCUAUCUUCAGCGGGUCCUCUCCUGCAGUUUACAACAGGAAAUCCUUUAACUAUGUCAAUAUUUACGUGUCUGGAUAUUACUUUAAAACACUUGAAGAAACAUUGCAGAGAUUCCCUGAUACCCUGUUAGGAAACGUUAAGAAGAGAGCAAAGUACUGGGACGAAGAGAGACAAGCUCUGGUGUUCCACAGAUGUAGACAAUCAUUCGAGUCUAUCCUGUACUUCUACCAGAGUCAAGGUAGCUUGAUACAGCCCAUCAACGUAGAGCAGGAUAUAUUCCUGGAAGAGUCCAAGUUCUUCAAACUCCCGCUCCUCAACUACUUCAUGGUGGAUGAUCAGGACUCUCUCCCCCGCAAAACCCGACCUCCAAAACAAAGAUCUGACUUGCUCGAAAGAGUGCACGCUAUUGUACAAGAUACCACUACUAUUGGUUGGAAGGCUCUGGCCGUGUUUGACGUGGGGAUGACAAUAGUGUUUGUUACUCUGCAGUGUCUGAGAACUGAGAACUCACUGCAAGGUAGUUCCAAUCAAGUACAGAUAGUUGCUAGUGAGUCUAUGUGUAUUAUCUGGUUCCUGGGUAUAUUCAUCUUAAGACUCCUCAUAGCACCGGACAAGAAGAACUUUCUCCUGCAGUUCAUGUCUGUUGUGGACGUUGUAGUUAUCGUCUCUUUCAUGGUAGACUUUGGAAUGUACCUAAAGGUAACAGAAGAGGAUAAGAUAAUAGGACUGAUAGCCAUAGUGCGGAUAGGUGGUUUUCUGCGGCUGUUCAACAUGGCUCGCUACUCUGAGCUGCUCUUCUCAAUGGGAGUUGCUCUGAAGCGCUCCUUAGCUGACCUAGCUCAGGUCAUGGUGCUUAUCUUCCUAGUGACGUUCAUCUUCGCUACUUUAGCGUAUUAUAUCGAGGAGGAUGACGCAGAUGAUGAUAAGGAUCAUUUCAGAACAUUUUCUAGUGUGUUCGAUGCCAUCUACUGGGGCACUAUCACUAUUGCUACAGUUGGUUAUGGAGAUAUCUAUCCCAAAACUGCAGGAGGAAAGUCAGUAGGAGCAGCACUAGCUCUGUUAGGGCUCCCUCUCAUUGCCAUACCAAUGCCUCUGAUAAUGUCUAAGUUUGAUGGGUACUACCAGGACAUCAAGAGAAAGAGGGAAAACAAUGAGGUACGAGAAAAAAUUAUGGAGGAUAUGAGGAACUCGGACGACGAGGAAGGAGGAGAAGAAGAAAUGAGAGAGGGAGGAAGAGGGAGAGGAGGAGUAGGUGGGAGCUUGAAUCUGAAUGGGGAGGAAGCAAACAGCUCCACAAGAUAUAACCUCCACAUGAAGAGGAACAGGUCGAAUAGCUCACUAACAGAAACCCCCUCAGAGCGUGCCAACAUGACCUGGAACCAAGUGGUGAAGGAGGGGUACGGGUGGGGGAUACACCACCCCUCCCCAGGUGGUAACAACACUCUCCACCUAGACAGUAGGAUCUGCCUCUCCUUCUCAGACUUGUCUACAAUAUUCCCCUCAGUGGAGACAGUCCACCACUCGUCCCAACAAGAUUCUAGUUCCCUCCCCUCCCUUUCUGAUAACUACCUCUCUCCAAUGAGCUGCUACGAGAAGGUAGACCCCGAUACAGCUAGUGUGGAAACGUUACAUCUCCUCAAGAAGUAGAGACAGUAAAACGGGGUAAAAACUUCAACUAGCUGCCUUCAUGAACAAACUAUUUAGAGGAUAUUUUCUAGAUUCACAGCUUUGAAUGUGGUUACAUGAGAUUGUAGAAAGUGUGAUGAGAGUAACUGUGAGUCACUCUUAAAGCUGAUGAUGUCUAAUUCCAGAUAUAGAGUAGGGAGGCUGCAGUACAGAGGCUGUCUUCUAGAUUGUAGUUUUACUAGUUGUAGUAGCUCAGUUAGACAUGAACACUGAACAGAGCUUGUAAUAUGUGAAUAAUGAUCUUAAUGUGCUAUCAAUUAACUGCUGAUUGAUAAAAGUAGGAAGUUUCAAAAACUUGUAAAGUACUCUUUACAAGCUAAUGGCUUUUGCAAGUGUGAUUGACGAACUGAAUACAUUAAAUUACGGUACGGUACAUUUUAUAAAGAAUAUAUAUCAGAUUAGGAAGUGUUAAACGAAGAAUCAACAAAAAUAAAUUAUUAAUCGUUUUAAUUGGAAUGUAAUAAUAGUGUGAUACGUCAUAAUAUGGACAUAUUAUAUAAAUAAUAUUAUGUAGAUAUUGUGACCUAUGUAUUUAAAUGUUUUCUAAAUAUUGUAACUUCAGUACGUUUCUA
Messenger RNA from Bolinopsis microptera, 2403 nucleotides. RefSeq names its product potassium voltage-gated channel subfamily A member 6-like. The transcript has 3 exons. NCBI's taxonomy places the organism in Eukaryota, Metazoa, Ctenophora, Tentaculata, Lobata, Bolinopsidae. Gene Ontology annotation, biological process: potassium ion transmembrane transport; protein homooligomerization. Gene Ontology annotation, molecular function: delayed rectifier potassium channel activity. Gene Ontology annotation, cellular component: voltage-gated potassium channel complex; membrane. The coding region runs from base 29 to 1792 and encodes 587 amino acids. The record is from RefSeq and is a predicted model, not a curated record.